Molecule: messenger RNA, 18465 nt
Organism: Loxodonta africana (African savanna elephant)
Lineage: Eukaryota; Metazoa; Chordata; Mammalia; Proboscidea; Elephantidae
Gene: GRAMD1B
Product: GRAM domain containing 1B
Exons: 19
Coding region: 6167-8251 (694 amino acids)
Biological process (GO): intracellular sterol transport
Cellular component (GO): endoplasmic reticulum membrane; plasma membrane; endoplasmic reticulum-plasma membrane contact site
Molecular function (GO): cholesterol transfer activity; cholesterol binding
Source: RefSeq, a predicted model, not a curated record
CCAAGAGAGUUUUGGUGGUAAGGUGGCACCAUAAGCAGCUCCCAUUUACUAUCUCCAGGAAAAAGCCCUGAUGUCACUGGCUCCUUCCCUUACCCCCUCCCUGCCAAUUCAACAUUCGUUGAAUGCCUGUUAGGCAUCAGCCAUUGUGCCCGUGUUUACCUGAGUAUUAUUAUUAUUAUUACCUCAUUUAGUAGAUGAGAAAAUGGCAGCUUAGCACUGUAGGCACCAUAGCUGGAAUAAGAUCACUCAGGUAUUAAAUGAGGGUGCUGGAUUUUGAAUCCAGGCAAUUUGACUACAGAUUUUAACCACUAUGUGUACAGUUCUGGAGAUGGAUGUUGAGAUCAUAUCACUUAUGUUCCAGUUGCUUGUGGGGCCUCAGGAAUUGCUAGCAGCUAAGGAGGGUCUCCCCUUUGCCUGUCUCAUAUUUUACCCUGAGGAACUCAGACGGGGUAAACUCAGAGAGGAAUGUAGACAGGUCCUAGUAUCAGCAAAGAUCCUCAGAGCUUUCUAAGAGGUACAGGGGGGCCACUGAGGGGGGCUGAUGGUCCCCCACACUUCCCUUUCUCAACCCAGGUGGGAUUUGCAUUUGAACACCCUGUGCUGUCUUCUCUGGACACCUCCCCCACAGCGAGGGAAACACCUGUAUAGGUGAUUGCCCCUUGAGACUUAGCUGUUUCCUUUUCUCCGAGAACUCAGAACAUCCUUGUUCGGACAACUUCUUAGACUCUUGGGGGGCGGCACCCUCCCACCUGAGCUUUCUAGCGUGAGCUCCCAUUCUCUGGUUUUCCUCAUGAUGAACAGGUUCUCUUUGUCCACAGACCUCUCAGACACUUGACUCAUCCUCUCACUGAAAUUCCCACUUUUAGUCUCAGCCUCCCUUCCUUUCCCAUUUCAAAUGGUAUCAAUUUCCCUGAUAUUCUUUGUGGCCUGUCUGUACCUUAUUUUUAUUUGGGCUUUUUUAUUGUUCUUUGUUGACAUUUUCCUCCAAACUCCCCUGCAUGCCCCUCUUAACACCCACUGUGUUGUUGUUGUUGGAUGCCUUCGAGUCAAUUCUGACUCAUAGCGAGUCCGUGUGACAGAGUAGAACUGCCCCAUAGGGUUUUCUAGGCUAUAAUCAUUUGGGAACAGAUCACCAGGUCUUUCUCCCAUGGAGCCGCUGGGUGGAUUUGAACCGCCAACUUGUUGGUCGGCAGCUGAGCACUUAACGGUUUCACCACCAGGGCUCCUAUUAAUGACCACUACCAUUACCAUUCAGUACAUAGGGUCAGUGUGAGCCACAAUUUACCCAAUGGCAAUGAGGGGGAAGGGCUACCAUUCGGUAUUACCUGUAAGUGUCUUCUGUUGUAGUUUCUUUCACAGCUAGCUGCUCUGCCUUCUUCUUAUUCUAAUGAUAUUUUCUUACCACCUUUUACUUAAAAAAACUUUUAUUAUCGUGAAAUAUGUAUAAAAAAGGGAGUCCCUAGAAGGCACAAAUAGUUAAUGAGCUCUCCUGUGAGCUCUGCUGCUAGCUCAGCUGCUAACCAAAAGGCUGGUGGUGUGACUCUACCCACAGGUACUUUGGAAGAAAAAGGACUGGUGAUCUGCUUCUGAAAAACACUAGCCACUGAAAACCCUAUAGAGCACAGUUCUGCUAUGACUCUUAUGGGGUUGCCAUGAGUUGAAGUUGAUUCGCUGGCAACUGUUUUUUUAAUAUAUAUAUUUGCAUAUACAUAUGUGUGCGUAUAUAUAAAAUAAAACAUUUUCCAUGUAUAAUCCAGUGACAUUAAUUGCGUUCACCAUGUUGUGCAACCUUCACCAUUAUCUGUUUCUAAAAUUUUCAUCACCCUUAACAGAAACUCAGUACAUCUUAAGCAAUACUUCCCCAUUUUCCCUCCCGCUCACCCCUAAAACCAAAAAAAAAAAAAAAAAAGCCAAGCCCAUUGCUGUUGAGUGGAUUCUGUCUCACAAGAGAGUAGAACGACCCCAUAGAGUUUCCAAAGCUGAAAAUCUUUAUGGAAGCAGACUGCCACACUGCCACAUCUUUCUCCCUCAGACCAUCUCAUGGUUUUGAACCACUGGCCUUUUGGUUAACAGCCAAGUGCUUUAACCACUGCACCACAAGACUUCUCCCUAGUAACCUCCUGCCCCUAGUAAUUACUAAUGGAUUUUGGUCUCUGUGCAUUUGCCUAUAUUUCAUCUAAGUGGGCUUGUGCAAUAUUUAUCCUUUUGUAUCUGACGUAUUUCACUCAGCGUAGUGUUUUCAAGGUUCAUCCAUGUCCUAGCAUAUGUCCAAACUUCAUUUUUCUUGAUGGCUGAAUAAUACUCCAUUGUAUGUACACACCACAUUUUAUUUAUCCUUUAAUCUGUUGGUGGACACAUGGGUUGUUUCUACCUUUUAGCUACUGUGAAUAAUGCUGCAGUGAACGUUGGUGUAUAAGUAUCUGUUUGGAUCUCUGCUUUUAGUUCUUUUGGAUAUAUACAUAGAAGGAGAAUUGCUGUGUCAUAUGGUAGUUCUGGAAACGCUGGUGGCAUAGUGGUUAGGUGCUACGGCUGCUAACCAAAAGGUCGGUCGUUCGAAUCCACCAGGUCCUCCAUGGAAACUCUAUGGGGCAGUUCUACUCCGUCCUAGAGGGUUGCUAUGGUAAUCCUAUCUUUAACUUUUCGAGGAACAGCCAUAGUUUUCCACAGUGGCUGUACCAUUUUGCAUUCCCACCAGCAAUGGAUGAGCGCUCCAAUUUCUCCACAUCCUGGCCAGCACUUGUUAAUUUCCACUUUUCUGGUAAUAGCCACCCUAGUGGGGGUGAAGCAGUAUCUCAUUGGGGUUUUGAUUUGCAUUUCCCUAAUGACAUCUUCCAUUUGCUUAUUUUGUAUAUGUUCUUUGGAGAAAUGUCUUUUCAAGUCCUUUGCCUAUAUUUUGAUUGGAUUGUUUGUCUUUUUGUUGAGUUGUGAGAGUCCUUUAUAUAAUUUGGAUAUUAAAUCUUUAUCAGAUAUGUGAUUCUCAAAUAUUUUGUCCCUUUCUGUAGGUUGUCUCUUCGCUUUGAUGAUAAAGUCCUUUGAUGCACAAAAGUUUUUAAUUUUGGUGAAGUCUAAUAUAUCAAUUUUGUCUUUUGUUGCUCCUGAUGUCUUUAUUCACCUAAAACAAUAUCUGGGUUUGUCUUCUGCCCAGCAUACUGCUACCAUCAUGUCCUGGAAUGAGAGGUCACAUGGAUAGGAGGUGAACCACUGAAUAAUAAUAAUAAUAAUAAUAAUAAAAAGUACUAUAUUAGUUCCCUAUAGCUGCCAUAAAAAAGUACCACGAAUUGGAUGCCUUAAAACAGCAGAAACUUAAUCUCUCAUAGAUCUGGAGUCUGGAAGCUUGAAUUCAGGGUGUCUGCAGGGCCGUGCUUCCCCUGAAGCUCUGGUGGAGAAUCCUUCCUUGCUUCCUCCAGCUUCUGGUAGCCACAAACGUUCCUUGGCUUGUGGCAGCAUCACUUUCGUCUCGGCUUGUCUUCACAUGACAUUGUUCCUGUCUCUGGUCUCUUCUCUUUUCAUAAGGAUAUCACUCAGAUUGGAUUAGGACCACCCCCGCCCACGUCAGUAUGACCUCGUAUUAACUAAUUGUAAAGACCCUAUUUCCAAAUAAGGUCACGUUCACAGUUACCAGUGGUUAGGACUUGAACAUGCCUUUUGGGGGACUCAAAACAACUCAUAAGAAGUACCUCACACUUAUGUGGUAUUUACUGUACGCCAGACACAAUUCUCAGCCCUUUAUGUAUGUUAUCUCAGUUAAUCUUUGUAACAGCCUAUGAGUUGAUUGGUGGUAUUGUCCCUGUUUUACAAAUGAGGAAAUGGGAGGUGGAGGUGGGCACAGAGAGGCCAAAUAUCUUGCUCAGGGUCACUCAUAUGGUGAAUGAUGGAGUCAGAAUUCAGACCUAAGCAGUCUGCCUGAGAGGUAUGUUCUUCACUGUCAUGCUCAACUGCCUUUCUAAAGUUCAUGGUUGACAAGCAAAAAGGUAUGAAGUCACUUCCAAUCACUCAGUCAGAUACACACGCCUUCACUCUCCCACUCUUUCUCCCUCUUCCCCUGUAAAGAGAAGCUGUCAUUUUCUGUAUAUGGGGAGAGUGACCUCCCAAGGUCUUCCUUAUUUCUAUCUAGUUUCCUGUCGUUCUGCGUCUCUCUAUUUCAUUGCCAUUUCUCAGUUCACAGCUAUCACCAGACUCUGGCAAUAAGGGAUUUCACUUUUUUGGCAGGGGAGUCUGAUCCAUAUCUGUAGUGCCUAGAUUGCAAGCUCAGGCUGUGAACUCUGUAAGCAACGCAAAUAUGGCCGUGCUGCUGCCCUUUCCUCAAAGAACUACAUAUCCCAGAGUGCAGCAGGGGGAGUUUAACUGACCUGGGUUUCAAGCAGCCUCGCUUGGUUUCUUUGCAGCCCCUCCCACUAAGGGGCAGCUGUGUGAAGGCUGUGACGGCUCCUGUAAAGAAGCAGUGCGGGGUCCAGCCCAUGCUGUCCUCAGAGAACCUGGGCGCCUGUGCUUCCACAACCCCUUAACCUACUCCCCUGCCAAAACGCACUCUAAUCUCUUUUAAAGCAUUGGAGUUUUAAAAAUUUGUUUUGCACCCCCCCCACCCCCACCUUAACUUGAUGCAGUAAGGAGCCCCGGUGGCACAGUGGUUAAGAGCAACAGCUGCUAACCAAAAGGCUGGCAGUUCCAAUCCACAAGCUGCUCCUUGGAAACGCUACAAAAAACCAAAACAAACAAACAAAAAAUUGCCAUCUAGUCCAUUCUGACUCAUAAAGACCCUAUAGGAUAGAAUAGAACCACCCCAUAGGUUUUCCAAGGCGCCAAAACACAAAAACCAAACCCACUGCCCUGGAGUCGAUUCCGACUCAUGGUGACCCUAUAGGACAGAGCAGAACUGCCCUGUAGAGUUUCCAAGGCGCACCUGGCGGAUUAGAACUGCCUACCUCUUGGUUAAGAGGUCAACCAUUACACCACCAGGGUUUCCUUCCAAGGAGCAGGAGUUGGGGGAUAGAUUGAGGAGGAAAGAAGUGAAGUGGUGGGAAAUUUGGUGGUGUGAUAUUUCGCAGAAAGGGAUUUGGAGUCAGUAAACACGGGUUUGAUCCAGUUCUGUUCUAAUAACUGUGUGACCUUGAGCAAGUUAUUUAAAUUCUCUGAACCACAGUUUCAUUAUCUUUAAAAUGGAGAAAAUAAUAUACAAUUUCUGUGAAUAUCAACUUAAUGGAUUUGAGAAGAUAGUCAUGUGCCACGUAACGUCUGCUUGGGCAACGUCCGAUCACACAUAUGUCUGUGGUCUCGUAAGGUUAUAAUAGAGUUCAGAAAUCCCCAUCGGAGAAUAGGACAUAGCGGAUGUAACUGGAUGUAGAAAAUGCAGUAGCUUCACACACGCAACACGUGUCUCUCAUGUCUCUUGUAUACAAAGCAAUUGUGCUGUCAGAUAUAACCUAUAACACAUACAUCUUGAUAGUCAUAAUAAAUGCCUAUGUUCCUGGCUUACGUAUGUACUGUAGUGUACUUUCUAUCACAAUUUCAGUGUGAACUUUCCCUACUUAAAAUAAGUUUAUUGUAUAACAGCAUAUGCUUCGACUUGUAGGCAGCAGUAUCCAGUGUUGUGUAUUGUACGUUUUUGAAUGUUGUAGUAUUUUCUGUCUGUUUAAUUUCCUUUUCAAAAUACUACUGUGAAAUGCAUCAUGGCUCCCAAAUGCAGCAAAACCAGUGCUAGUGAUAGCAGCAGCAAGAGGGAAAGGAGAAGUAUCCAUUUGGAAGUGAAACAAAAAGUUGUUAAAUAACAGGAAAGUGGAAAAUCAGAAGAUGCUAUCGCUCGUGGUUUCGGCAUGUUUGCACGACAUCCGGAUCACAUAACAUUCUAUUUCACAGAAGUUAUAGGAGAUGUUAAGUGAUGCAGGACUGUACUUAGUAGUUAUGGGGCUCUGUACAUGUGUGGGAGCCCUGGUGGUGCAAGUGGUUCCGAAUUUGGCUGCUAACCAAAAGGUUGGCAGUUCGAAUCUACCAGCCACUCCUUGGAAAGCACAUGGGGCAGUUCUGCUCUGUCCUAUAGGGUCACCAUGAGUUGGAAUCGAAUGAGGACAACAGCACUGCCAGUAAUUCAAACCGCAGCACGCCGGCCUGCUCCCCCAUCCUCCGGAAGCGGUCUCGCUCACCAACCCCCCAGAACCCCGACGGAGACACCAUGGUGGAGAAGGGCUCAGAUCACUCCUCCGACAAGUCCCCAUCCACACCCGAGCAGGGUGUGCAGCGCAGCUGCUCCUCACAGUCCGGCCGAAGCAGUGGCAAGAAUUCCAAGAAAAGCCAGAGUUGGUAUAAUGUGUUAAGCCCCACUUACAAGCAGAGAAAUGAAGACUUCAGAAAACUCUUUAAGCAACUUCCAGACACAGAGCGCCUCAUCGUUGAUUACUCAUGUGCUCUCCAAAGAGACAUUCUUCUUCAGGGCCGACUCUACCUCUCUGAAAAUUGGAUCUGCUUCUACAGCAACAUCUUCCGCUGGGAAACUCUGCUGACAGUCCGUUUGAAAGACAUCUGCUCCAUGACUAAAGAAAAAACAGCUCGUCUCAUUCCCAAUGCCAUCCAAGUUUGCACUGACUCGGAAAAGCACUUUUUCACAUCAUUCGGGGCCCGAGAUAGGACAUACAUGAUGAUGUUCCGGCUCUGGCAGAAUGCUCUCCUUGAAAAGCCUCUAUGCCCCAAGGAGCUCUGGCACUUUGUUCACCAGUGCUACGGGAAUGAGUUGGGGCUGACCAGCGAUGACGAGGACUAUGUGCCCCCUGAUGACGACUUCAACACGAUGGGCUACUGUGAGGAGAUUCCCAUAGAAGAGAAUGAAGUGAAUGACAGCUCAUCUAAAAGCAGCAUAGAGACCAAGCCAGAUGCCAGUCCACAGCUGCCUAAGAAAUCCAUCACCAACAGCACACUGACUUCCACAGGGAGCAGCGAAGCUCCCGUCUCGUUUGAUGGUCUUCCCCUGGAGGAGGAGGUGCUGGAAGGCGAAGGGUCCCUGGAGAAAGAGCUCGCCAUUGACAACAUCAUAGGGGAGAAGAUUGAGAUCAUCGCGCCGGUGAACUCCCCUUCCUUGGACUUCAAUGACAAUGAGGACAUUCCUACGGAGCUCAGUGACUCUUCUGACACCCAUGACGAAGGAGAGGUCCAGGCCUUUUACGAGGACCUGAGUGGCCGGCAGUAUGUGAAUGAAGUCUUCAACUUCAGUGUGGACAAGCUCUAUGACCUCCUGUUCACUGACUCACCCUUCCAGAGGGACUUCAUGGAGCAACGGCGCUUCUCCGAUAUCAUCUUCCACCCAUGGAAAAAAGAGGAGAAUGGAAACCAGAGCCGAGUGAUUCUUUACACCAUCACCCUUACCAACCCGCUGGCUCCUAAAACCGCCACUGUCAGGGAGACACAGACCAUGUAUAAGGCCAGCCAGGAGAGCGAGUGCUACGUGAUUGACGCUGAAGUCCUCACCCACGACGUGCCAUACCACGACUAUUUCUACACAAUCAAUCGCUACACGCUCACCCGUGUGGCUCGGAACAAGAGUCGGCUCAGGGUCUCCACAGAGCUGCGCUAUCGAAAACAGCCCUGGGGGCUAGUGAAAACUUUCAUUGAGAAGAACUCCUGGAGUGGGCUCGAGGACUACUUCCGCCAUCUAGAGAGCGAGCUAACCAAAACGGAGAGCACCUACCUGGCUGAGAUGCACAGACAGUCUCCCAAGGAGAAGGCCAGCAAGCCGCCGGCGGUACGGAGGAGGAAACGUCCCCAUGCCCACCUGCGGGUACCCCACCUGGAAGAGGUGAUGAGCCCUGUCACCACCCCCACUGAUGAAGAGGUGGGCCACAGGAUCAAGCACGUGGCAGGUUCCACGCAGACACGGCACAUCCCUGAGGACACCCCCAGUGGUUUCCACCUGCAGAGUGUGUCCAAGCUGCUGCUGGUUAUCAGUUGUGUUCUGGUGCUGCUGGUGGUCCUUAACAUGAUGCUCUUCUACAAGCUCUGGAUGUUGGAAUAUACUACCCAGACCCUCACUGCCUGGCAGGGUCUCAGGCUCCAAGAAAGGUUACCCCAGUCCCAGACAGAAUGGGCCCAGCUCCUAGAGUCCCAACAAAAGUACCACGAUACUGAGCUCCAAAAAUGGAGGGAGAUCAUCAAGUCCUCGGUGAUGCUUCUUGACCAGAUGAAAGACUCACUCAUCAAUCUUCAGAAUGGCAUCAGGUCCCGAGACUACACAUCAGAAAGUGAAGAGAAGAGGAACCGCUAUCAUUGACAAGGCAGGAACAGGGGUGGCUGCAAGAGGCCUGUGCAAUACAUGUACAUAGACCAUAUACAUAUAUAUAUAUAUAAAUAUAUAUAUAUAUACAGAAUAUAAAUAGAUAUAUAUUAUAUACAGAUUUUAAAAAGAGAUGAUGCCUAUGUACCAGGGAGAAGGAGCUGGACCGCCUCCUAUACUGGCCGGAGAAAACGCUUUCCUUUGGUGGAGGGGCUGAGGAGGGCAGGGACCACCUCUCAGCACCGACCUCCCCUGGUCCUCCUCCUCCCUGCCCCCUGUCCCUCACCCUUUCCCUUGCUGGCCCUUUUUGGCUCUUACAAGGGAAAUGUUGUAGAGCCAAAGUUAUGCCUGUGAAGACCCUGGGGUCUUGAAAAGAAGUCUCAAGGGGGCAUUGCUAAGGUGCUUCAUUCCCUAAUCUCCUUUUGAUUUGUCUCCAAAAUAAAAGAUAAUCGUUUCUUCCCCACCCCAUGCUUCCCCAGGUGUUCUCUUGUGAACAUGGAAGCAUCAAGGGCAAAAGGAGCCCCAUCUAAACUCUACCACAGAAGGUUACCCACUUUCUACGGGCCAUAAACUAAGAGUCAGGCGGAGAGGACUGUUUGGGAAGCUAGGAAGGCUACAUUCAUGGGCCUGGGCUUUGUCUCCGCAGGCUCUUGAGGACCUGUGUUUUGAAGGGUGUUCUCCUUGUUCGCCUCUUGUAUCUUCCUCUAACUUGUGUAGGGUUUUGGACCCAGUAAGGGCUGGGAAUGUGUUACUUCCCACCCCCCUUCUCUCUGGUCUUUGCCCAGGCUGGAUCUGGGUGAAGUGUCACUUUUUAGUGCCUAAAGUCCUAUUGUUCCUCUGUGCCCUAAGAGCACAUUGUUUAUUAGCCAGGGUGGAGCAUUUUUGAUCUUGUUAAACCUCUUUCAGUGGUAAUAAGCAGGUCAGGCUCUAAUUCCUUCUCUUUGAGCUGUCACUUUGAAUGCCAGGAUGAGUCAGGGAGUUCUGGUCUCUUUAGGGUUUGAGAGAGAAUGUCCUGACAAUAUGUGAGCUGUAGGGUCUACCAGGGAAUCCCAUGUGAACCGUCUUGACAGUAAGCACCAAUAUCCAAGCCAGUUGAUCGGUUGCCAGCAUCAUUUCCUCUCAGUGAAGGACCAACUUUAGUCAGGGAAGAAGAUCUAAGCCACUGGAGGGAGUGGAUUUGGCAAAGGUGCAUGUCUUCAGGGUAGGAAAAGACCAGAUGAAGUUUCUGCCCCAGGAGGCCCAAUCCAGGUCAUCAGUUCUCUGGCUGGAGGAGAGAAGCCUUGUUUGGUCUCUGACCUCAGAGAGAUGUGAGACCAUUUGUUAAGAGAAUGAGUCAUCCAGGGCCUUAUCUGAUCUCCUAGAGCCUUUCUGGCACAUUCAUCAUCCUUCUACACUAAUUACUACUUCUCCAUAUCCUGAUAAAAGGAGUCUUGCCAGCCCCACGCAGAGCCAGUAGAGACUGUUGAUCAGGAAAAGAUCAUAGCCAGUUUGAAAAGAACUCUUCAAGCUUGCUUGCUCUUCUCCUGGGGCCUCUUGAUGCAGGGGGCAGAAGGAAAGUCCCAGAACAUCAGCACAAGGGAAGGACGAUUUUAUCACUCAUCUACCCCAAAGUAUAGCAAGUUGUGUUCUUCCCUUGCUUCCCUUGGAGUAGCCUGAUCACCCACUUUGACAAUUGAAGUUUUUUUUUUUUUUUUACUUUUUAAUCUCUAGGAUAUGGCCUUUGUAUUGUCAAGGAUGAGAAGACAGCAAGAUACAUGGCCAAAACAUCCCCCUGGGGAUUAGGAUGAGAAGGUUCCAGGUGGCCAGCUAGCACUGAUAACCUUCUCCUAGGAAAUGAGAUGUGAGCAAAUGGAAUUAAAUAUAACCCCUGGAAGGGCUGCAUAUGCCUACAGGCCAGUCUGUUCUUGUCCAGGGCUUUGAGUGAGAGACCCUGAUGAGGGUCGAGGCUCGUGGGACUUGAGCCAGUUAAGGAGGAGAUGUAUGCAGACUGGCAAGAAAUUUCCCCCUUGAAUUAGGCAGUUGUUGUUGCUUGCCGUAGCCAGAGGCCAUUAUUAUUCCCAGAAACUUCUGAAAGCAAAGAUGAUAAACCCCCUAAUUUAUUUCAUACGUAUUUAUUUAAAUGAUUAAAUCUUGAAGGUCCCACGGUGGGACUUUUGGGAUGGCUUAGAAGAGGCUCUUUGCUGGGAGUAGAGCAAUAAGAGACCUGGCUGCAGCGUUGUUCUGCUUUUGCUUUACCUCUCAGGACCAUUCAGGGGAGAUGUCAAUACUUAGCAUAUCAGAGGAACCCUCAUGUUUUCUGGUGAUUUGAACCCAGAAGGCAGCGGGUGCACAUAGAGAAUGGCCCUCAGCCUGCCUCAUAUUUAAGGAUCAGGGAUCUCUUAUGGGCUUUCUUUGCUCUAUUAAUUUUUUUACUCCCAAGCCGGGAAAAAACCAACAGCUCUUUUUACUCCCAAACAAAAGCUUUUCACCCUUAUCCACUAACCUGUGAAAGAGAAGGGAGCUCACCCUUGCAGGUAAGUCUGGGAGUAGAAUAAAUAAAUAACAUUGUAGUUAUGGCCAGUAGCCCAGGCUAGUAGCUGUCUGCAAGAGAGCACAAGUACCGCCACAUCUUAAGUUACUUCUUCCAGCCAGAGCAUUUUCAUCGUUGUUGUUCAGGUAAGAAUUCUGUACUUUCUGCCAGGAGCCACAUGGUAAAGCUUUUGAGAGCUUGUACCCUCUUUCAAAGAACUUGCAGUUUCUAACCAGGUAAAGAACAGUUAGAGGGUCUAAACUUCCAGCCCAGCAUACUGUGGAGGAACUGGUAAGAUUGGCCUCAGAGACGUCAGUCAUGUCUGCACUUCUCCCUCCUCCACCUCCCUCCCCAGGCCAUUGGGAUAGCAUCCUAGGCCAGCAAGAUCAGCAACUUGAAGCUCCAUAGGAGCACUGGGCUGAGUCAGGAGAUCUGGUUUUGCGUCCUGCCUUUGCCAUUGACUAGCUGUGUGACCUUGAAUAAGUCACUCCCCCAGUCUGAGUUUCAGUGGUCUCAUCUGUAACAUUGAUUACCGGCUUCAGGCUAGAUUAUUUCUAAGGUAGGUUCUAGCUUUGGCAUUGUCUUAGGGAGGCUAGGUCAGAGGCUGGCAAGACUGGGCUUUCUCAGACUUGGAAAGGGUCCUGCCAAGAGGGAACAAGCCUUCUGGGCUAGAGACUCACUGGGCAGUGUCUGGGUUCCCAGGAAAUCCAGGGUAGAUAAACUUUCUUCUUGAUGGGCUAGCAGGGCUAGGGAAGCCCAGUGAGAGAGAGAGAAAGAGCCCAGUAUUAACCUAGGAGGGUGUUUCUUCCUCCUUUGGCCUAGUCUUAGUUUAAGGGACCUGCCUUUGGACUUUCUCUAAGCGAGGAGAAGGAGGAUAAUGGCAAGAAGAACACCAUCUUCAAUACAACCCAUCUUUGUCUCUAGGCUAUGAAGUCUUUCAUCUAUCCAUCCUUCCUCCUCCUUUCUAGAGGAAACAGCAGAGAGAAACCAUUUUCAGUUCUAGCACUGCUCUUUUGGCUCAGCCAGAAUCCUCUUGGGGUUUGGAUUAGGUGUGAAGCUUUUGCUAAAACCCCCAGGUUGCCUUAGAGCACUGGCACUAAGAGAACCUGGGAUUACAGGGAGUGGGGAGGACUGAGAGACCUCAAGAGGAAUGCUUCGUUGGAAGGAAAUUCUCUGCAUGCCCCACCCCGACCCAGGCCUUAGAGUGCUCCCAUUACAUCCUGCAGGCAGCAUCUCUAGGGGGAGAUUAUGGGGAAACCACUAGAGGAAGAAUCUUUCUGGGCUCUUGGUGGUCCCAAAGGGUCCUUUCUCUGCCAUACCAUGCCGCUUCUUUAGCCCAACAGGGCAGCCAAAACCAGUUUUCCUACUGGAAGAAACAGGACUCCUGUCUUCCCCCAGGUGGCAGGGCUGUGGUCUCCCUCCUUUUACCCCCUACCCCACUGCCCGCUCCAUCCAAUAAGAGACUUGAGAAUCUCUCUUCCUGACUCUCCCCGCCCCACCCCUUGUCGCUAGGCUGUGGGACAAUCAUCACAUUUACCUCUUGACAUCCUCGACCCUCGCCCACCAACCCCCAGCAGGCUGGCACCACUCCCCGCCACCUCUAUGUUUUCUUCCAGAAGAUGGGUUUUGAGUCCUAGGGGAUCGGUUUUCUGGAAGGCCAUCUUUUAACGCCUCUGCCUUCUGAUGUGGAGGCAGAAAUUUGCACACGGUGUAGAGAGCUCCCCUUCCCACCUCUCUGCCCAGCCUUGUUACCUCACUCCUGCUCCGGCCAUGGCUGUGAUGGGCCCAGACAGCUCCCUGUUAUGGUAUUUUGACAGCUCAGGGGUCUUGGGCAUUGCUUUCUAUUGUGACUCGAGGUCCUCAGCAGGCCUGGGAGCCCAGAUGGAGCCUUGGCUGCUGGUGAGAAGCACCUCGCCUGCCAAGAGGAGCUGAUGCCAGAAGAUCUUCCCCCGAUGUGAAGGCCUAAAGAACAUUGUCAUUUCUGCCCUUUGACCCUCCUUGCUUCUCUCAAUACAAUGAGACACAUUGCAGAAACAAAAUGGUGGCCUCUGCUCCAGACAAGACAGCUGGCUCUGUCUGGGAAGUUGGCCUUGGGCUGGGGGGCCAUGUGCUAAAUAGUAAAUGCAACCAUUUUUGCCAACAACAGUGUGUGGCUCCCCAUGUUUCCUUACCCUGCACUCUAGAGCCAGACCACUCUCUGCAUGGACCAGACCAUCUUCCCAAACCCACGGUGCUUCCCCCCCCAACUCAACCUGAACUCCCAAGGUGGAGAGGGAUGGGUCAGAGGCCACUGUGGCCCCUGGAUAAUCCUGACAUGGGGUAGAGUGGGGUGAGGCAGAGGGAACAGCCCCCACCACUUGCACUGGGCCAUAUGUGGGGAAGAACACAGGUUGACUGCAGUCGAGUUGUCUGGCCGUCUGGAUCUAUCACUGUACUUUGCCUGGCGCUGUGCGCAAGGUCUGAAAACUUACUGCUAGUACCUAGAAACAUACAAGGCUACCCAGCCAAAUCUUAAUGUAAAGUAGCUAGAGCCAUGGAAGUACAGUAUGAAUUAAAAGACAAAAAAAGUAUUGAACUACAAAUAAUAAAUGGUGUGUGUGUUUAUUGCUCGAUUCAUUAGUGCCCAUCACUCCCAGAUGUUUCUGGUCUUCCCAUAUGUGAUCACAGCAAGUCCUGAAGGUGUGCUGAGGUAUGCACGCCCAUGCACGUACUCACAGACAUCCACCAACAUCUAGGACAACCUUCUAAGGGGAGGGAGACAGCCUGAUAAAGUGGAGGUGAUAGGAAGUUUUGAAAUCAGUGCUGAGUACAAGUGACAGCAUCACUGUUUACUGGCUGUGUGGCAUCGGGCCAAUCCAUCACUGCAAGCUUAAAAGUUUUAGAAAUAAUGUAAAUAAAUAAAUGUAUAUAUCGUGUGUGUGUGUGUGUGUGUGUGGCUGGUACUGCACUAAGAUAAUUUUUUUAAUUAAUUUCUUUUUAGUUAGUACUAUCAUUAUUAUGGAGUCCCUGGGUGGCCCAAACGGUUAAGCACUCAGCCACUAACUGAAAGGUUGGUGGUUCGAGUCCUCGCAGAAGUGCUUCAGAAGAAAGCCUUGGCAAUUUACUUCUGAAAAAUCACCCAUUGAAAACCCUAUGGAGCACAGUUCAACUCUGACACACAUGGAGCUGCUUUGAGUUGGAAUCAACCCAGUGGCAACUUUUUUUUUAAUUGCUGUUAUAGGAGAUCCACCACUUGUCUUGUCAGUUUGUCAUACUGUGGUGGCUUGUGUGUUGCUGUGAUGCUGGAAGAUAUGCCACCGGUAUUUCAAAUACCAGCAGUGUCACCCAUAUUGGACAGGCUUCAGGGGAGCUUCCAGACCAAGACAGACCAGGAAGAAGGACCUGGGAGUCUACUUCUGAAAAAUUGGCCGGUGAAAACGUUAUGAAUGGCAGCAGAAUGUUGUCCGAUAUAAUGCUGGAAGACAAGCCCCUCAGGUUGGAAGGCACUUAAUACAACUAGGGACAAACUGCCUCCGCAAAGUAGAGUCAACCUUAAUGACAUGAACAAAGUCAAGCUUUCAGGACCUCAUUUGUUGAUGUGGCAUGCUCAAAAUGAGAAGAAACUGCUGCAAACGUCUGUCAAUAAUUGGAAGUAGAAUAUAUGAAGUAUGAGUCUAGGAAGAUUGAAAGUCGUCAAAAAUGAAAUGGAACGUAUAAAGAUCAGUAUCCUAGGCAUUAGUGAGCUGAAAUGGACUGACUGGUAUUGGCAAUUUUGAAUCAGACAAUCACAUGGCCUGCUAUGCCCGGAAUGACAGCUUGAAGGGGAAUAGUGUCAUGUUCAUCGUCAAAAAGAACAUUUCACAAUCUAUCCUGAAAUACAAAGCUGUCAGUAAUAGGAUAAUAUCCAUAUGCUUGCAAGGAAGAAUAUUCAAAUUUAUGAACCAACCACUAAGGCCAAAGAUGAUGAAAUUGAAGACUUUUACUAACUUCUGCAAUCUGAAAUUGAUCAAGCAUGCAAUCAAAAUGCAUUGAUAACUACUGGUGAUUGGGAUGUGAAAGUUGGAGAUAAGGAAGGGAUCGGUAGUUAGAAAAUAUGGCCUUGGUGACAGAAAAAUGCCAGAGAUAGCUUUGCAAGGCCAGUGACUUAUUCAUUACAAAUACCUUUUUUUCAGCAACAUAAAUGGCGGCUAUACAUAUCUGACUCGCCAGAUGGAAUACACAUGAAUCAAAUUGACUACAUCUGUGGAAAGAAACAGUGGAGAAGAUCAAUAUGAUCAGUCUGAACAAGACCAAGGGCCAACUGCAGAACAGACCAUCAAUUGCUCAUAUGCAAGUUCAAACUGAGACUGAAGAAAAUUAAAACAAGUUCAUAAGAGCCAAAGUAUGACCUUGAGUAUAUCCCACCUGAAUUUAGAGACCAUUUCAAGAACAGAUUUUUUUUUAAUUGUGCUUGAGGUGAAAGUUUAUAGCUGAAGUUAAUUUCUCAUACAAAAAUUUAUGCACAUGUUAUGUGACCCUGGUUGCAAUCCCUAUAAUGUGACUCCCCCUUUCCACCCUGGGUUACCUGUGUUCAUUCAACCAGCUCCUCUCCCUUUCUGCCUUUUCAUCCUGCCUCUGGAUAGGAGCUGCCUACUUAGUCUGGUGUAGCUACUUGAACUAAGAAGCACGCUGUUCACCAGUAUUAUCUUAUGUUUUAUAGUCCGGUUUAACCUUUGUCUGAAGAGUUGGCUUCGGGAAUGAUUUUAGUUUUGGGUUAACAGAGAGUCUGGGGGCCAUGUCUUCUGGGGUUCCUCUAGUCUGUCAGACCAUUAAGUCUGGUCUUUUUACGUGAAUUUGAGUUUUGCACCACACUUUUCUCCUGUUGUGUCAGGGACUCUCUGUUGUGUUCCCUGGUCUUUGGUGGUAGCCGGGCACCAUGUAGUUCUUCUGGUUUUGGGCUGAUGGAUCCUCUGGUUUAUGUGGCCAGUUUGUCUCUUGGGCUAAUAUUUUCCUUGUGUCUUUGGUGUUCUUCAUUCUCCUUUGUUCCAGGUGGGAUGAGAUGGCAGCUUGCAAGCUUUUAAGACCCCAGACACCACUUACCAAUGUGGGAUGCAGAACAUUUUCUUAAUAAACUUUGUUAUGCCAGUUGACCUAGAUGUCUCCCAAAACCAUGGUCCCCAGACCCCUGCCGCUGCUACUCUGUCCCUUGAAGUGUUUGGUUGUGUUCAGGAAACUUCUUAGCUUUUGGUUUAGUCCAGUUGUGCUGGCUUCCUCGGUAUUGUGUGUUGUCCUUCCUUUCACCUUUAUGAAUAGCUUUGAUGCACUGAACACUAGUGGUCAAAAACCAGAGAAGUUGUGUGAUGAAUCAAGGGCAUCAUACAUGAAGAAAGCAAGAGAUCAUUAAAAAGACAGGAAAGAAAGAUGAAAAUGGAUGUCAGAAGAGACUCUGAAACUUGCUCCUGAACAUAGAGUAGCUAAAGCUAAUGGAAGAAAUGAUGAAGAAAGAGAGCUGAACAUAAGAUUUCAAAUGGAAGCCAGAAAAGACAAAUUAUUACAAUACUUAGACCUGGAGUUAGAAAACAAAAAUGGAAGAACACGCUCAGCAUUUCUCAAGCUGAAAGAAAUGAAGAAAAAAUUCAAGCCUCAAGUUGCAGUAUUGAAGGAUUCUGUGGGCAAAAUAUUGAAUGACACAGGAAGCAUCCAAAGAAGAUGGAAGGAAUACACAGAGCCACUGUACCAAAGAGAAUUGGUCAAUCAUCAGCCAUUUCUAGAGGCUGCAUAUGAUCAAGGACCGAUUGUAUUGAUGGAAGAACUCCAAGCUGCACUGAAGGCAUUAGCAUAAAAUAAGGUUCCAGGAAUUGACAGAAUACCAGUUGAGAUGUUUCAGCAAAUGGAUGCAGCAUUGGAGGUGCUCACUCGUCUAUGCCAAGAAAUUUGGAAGACAGCUACCUGGCCAACCAACUGGAAGAGAUCCAUAUUUGUGCCCAUUCCAAAGAAAGGUGAUCCAACAGAAUGGGGAAAUUAGUGAAUAAAAUUUGCUGAAGAUCAUUCCAAAGCGGUUGCAGCAGUACACCGCCAGGAAACUGCCAGAAAUUCAAGCUGGAUUCAGGAGAGGGUGUGAAACGAGGAAUAUCAUUGCUGAUGUCAGAUGGAUACUGGCUGAAAACAGAGAAUACCGGAAAGUUGUUUACCUGUGUUUUAUUGACUAUGCAAAGGCAUUUGACUGGAUCAUAACUAAUUAUGUAUAAUACUGUGAAGAAUGGGAAUUUCAGAACACUUAAUUGUGCUCAUGAGGACCUGUACAUAGACCAAGAGGCAGUAGUUCAAAUGGAAUAAAGGGAUAAUAUGUGCUUUUAAAUCAGACAGGGGUGUGUCAGGGUUGUAUCCUUUCAGCAUACUUAUUCAAUCUGUAUGCUGAGCAAGUAAUCCGAGAUACUGGACUAUAUGAGGAAGAACCAGGGCAUCAGGAUUAGAGGAAGACUCGUUAACAACCUGUGAUAUGCAGAUAACACAACCUUGUUUGCAGAAAAUGAAGAGGACUUGAAGUUCAAAGACUACUGAUGUUCAAAGACUACAGCAUUCGGUAUGGAUUACACCUCAACAUAAAACAAAAAUCCUCACAACUGGACCAGUAAGCAACAUCGUGAUAAAUAGAGAAAAGAUUGAAGUUGUCAGGGAUUUCAUUUUGCUUGGAACCACAGUCAACACCCAUGGAAACGGCAGUCAAGAAAUCAAACAACGUAUUGCGUUGGGCAGAUGUGCAAAAUUAAAAAGCAAAGAUGUCACCUUGAGGACUAAGGUGUGCCUGACCCAAGCUGUGGUAUUUUCAGUCACCUCAUAUGCAUGUGAAAACUGGACAAUGAAUAAGCAAGACUGAAGAAGAAUUGACGCCUUUAAAUUACGUUGGCAAGAAUGUUGAAUAUGGACUACCAAAAGAAGGAACAAAUCUGUCUUGGAAGUACAGACAGAAUGCACCUUAGAGGUGAGGAUGGCAAGACUUUGUCUCACAUACUUUCAAUAUGUUAUCAGGAGGGACCAGUCCCUGGUGAAGGACAUCAUGCUUGGUAAAGUGAAGGUCAUCAAAAGAGUGGAAGAGCCUCAACAAAGAUGGAUUGACGCAGUGACUACAAUGAUGGGUUCACAUAGCAAUAUUGUGAGGGUGGCACAGGACCGAGCAGUGUUUUGUUCUGUUGUACAUAGCGUUACUGUGAGUCGUAACCGACUCAGUGGCACCUGACAACAACAGUUAUAGGAGACUGUGGUGGAAUAUGAAUCCAGGUGACAAUUUCUUGUUGAACUUUUCCCUUUUGGGGCCUUUGGAGACAGCUUUGCCUUAUUGCUAUUCGAUACCUAAACUGGUGGUUCUGGAUCCAGUUUGGCUCCUCCCUUCAUUAAGUUUUCCUAGCAAUUAAUUCCUUGCCACCUGAUGAGGAAACUUGUCUGUUGUCAGGCAGGUGAACAGAAGUGCCACCUGUUGGACCCUUGUAUUCUUUUCACUGGGGGAGGGGAAAGUGUGUAUCACACUUUUAGCAUAUGCUUAAUAAUAGACUAUUAAUUAUAGUUUUCAUUCUGUGGGUAUAUCACCUACUGUGGGUUCAGGAAUUGAUGCAGGCAAGAGUGGCAGGUGGGAGUGAGUCUGAGACUUAAAAAGCUAUGGAGAAGCCAUUUGUAGUAAAUGGGAGCACAUAGUAGUAUCAGCAGCAGGUGCAUAUAAAUAGUCCAAAACCAGAGCCAACAGUUUUUA